AUGCCACCACGCUACUUCAAGAAUGAUGAGGCUCUCAGCAGCAGAGAUCCACACAAACAGCUAAUAGCCUCACUCACUCGUCUGGUCGUCCAGUAUCCACCUGCUGAGGUGCGCGCUGGCGGCGGCAUUUACAACGGGCCUACCAGCGUCGCUUACCUUUUCCUGAUUCUACAGCAGUUCUACUCGGACCUCAUCAUCGAAGGCAUUCAGCUCGGUACCUGGUCUGCCGCCUACCUCAAACAGUCACAAGACCACAUCAAAUCGUUCCCUGGUCCUCGUGUUGGCAAAUGUGGCAUCGCUGACGACAUUCUGGCGCUCUUGGCCAUCGGAGCCGCUAGCUCCAAAGAUGCAGACAUGGCAACAGAACUCUGCGAUUAUGCUGCCGAAGUCCUCGACGAUGACAGCGAAAAUGAGUGGCUCUAUGGGAGAGCAGGCUAUCUCUACUACCUUCGUCUGGUCAAGGCUGCCUUCGUCGAUGAUGCCAAAGUAUCGCAGAUGAUCACAGACACUCAGGACGAUGUUGUAGAGGCCAUCCUGAGGUCACCAAGACCGUGGAAGUGGCACGGCAAGAGCUACGUGGGCGCUGUCCAUGGCCUUGUCGGCAUCAUCACUCAAGUCACCCUUACCGAUCCCGAGCGCUACGCCAGAGCUGUCGAGGCCGACCUCUCCGUUCUACUGACCUACCAAUACGAUACUGGCAACUGGCCUAGCAGCCUUCCACCAGGAAAGGACAAGCUUGUUCAAGUGUGCCAUGGAGCCCCCGGAGUGAUCAACUCUCUUCUCUCGAUCAAGAGCCAUUUCCCAAAACUUGAAAGCAGGAUUGACAGCGCAAUUCGCAAGGGUAGAGAAUGCAUCCUGGAACGCGGCCUCCUCACCAAGGAGCCAUGCUUGUGUCACGGCAUCUCUGGCAAUGCACUUGCGCUGGACAACGAACAAUGCCAACACUUUCUGACCUAUACGACCGGCCACGAGAUGAAGGGGCUGGAAAAGGAUGGCUUGGUCGAAAAGUCGGACAAUCCGGAGGGGCUGUGGUGCGGUGAGGCAGGUCGUGCAUGGGCGUGGGCUGUCAUGGACAAGGGGCUGCCAAAGAGGCUGCUUGGCUACAAUGACAUCUGA
Messenger RNA from Aureobasidium namibiae CBS 147.97, 1116 nucleotides. RefSeq lists its product as uncharacterized. The transcript has a single exon. Lineage: Eukaryota; Fungi; Ascomycota; Dothideomycetes; Dothideales; Saccotheciaceae. The coding region runs from base 1 to 1116 and encodes 371 amino acids. Gene Ontology annotation, biological process: carbohydrate metabolic process; peptide modification. Gene Ontology annotation, cellular component: plasma membrane. The record is from RefSeq and is a predicted model, not a curated record.